Rhinocladiella mackenziei CBS 650.93 is the source of this 1077-nucleotide messenger RNA. RefSeq lists its product as uncharacterized. Gene Ontology annotation, molecular function: chromatin binding; protein binding. NCBI's taxonomy places the organism in Eukaryota, Fungi, Ascomycota, Eurotiomycetes, Chaetothyriales, Herpotrichiellaceae. The transcript is spliced from 2 exons. Gene Ontology annotation, cellular component: Set1C/COMPASS complex. The coding region runs from base 1 to 1077 and encodes 358 amino acids. The record is from RefSeq and is a predicted model, not a curated record.
AUGGCUGCCCUUGCGCAGCAAAAAGUCCACGAUGUGAUCAAACACUACCGCCCUGCUCGACAAUUCCCUGGCUCUACUCGCACAGAUGGAGGUGAAAGUCACGUCACAUCCCUAGACUUCGAUAACAUGGGCGACUUCUUAGUCGCAGCUUCCGAUGAUGAGACAAUGCAAGUUUAUGACAUUAAAGAGGGAAAAAGAACCAAGAUAAUACCCAGCAAAAAGUAUGGCAUUCAUUUGGCGCGCUUUACUCAUCAUCCGCGUAAUGUGCUCUUCGCCAGUACAAAACAGGAUGACUCCCUUCGCUUGCUCGAACUCCACAACGAGAGCUUUGUUCGAUACUUCACUGCGCACACUGGACAAGUCACCUGCAUAGCCUUAUCACCUGGGAAUGAUCAAUUCUUGUCUUGUGGAAAUGAUGAUAUGGUAUGCUUGUGGGAUUUGAACUCCAGAAGCCCUCAGGGUAAAUUGAAGCUGGUCACCCCCUAUCUUGCAGCCUACGACCCCUCAGCGAAUGUGAUGGCCAUAGCGUCGCAAUCGACUUCGUCCGUCCUUAUGUAUGAUGUUCGAAACUUCGAUAAGGCGCCUUUCGCUACGUUCGACAUGGCCGAAGCUGAGGAUAGGUAUACUCCAACCACAAAAGGUCGUGCGUGGACAAAGCUGGAGUUCUCGAAUGAUGGCAAGAGUAUAUUACUGGGGACAGACUAUCACGGUCACUUUGUGCUAGACGCUUUUGAUGGAUCCGUCAGAUCAUUUCUGGCGGGGAAAACGAGUGGGACGGGACGAGCUGCGCCCGUGUCAACUUCAGGAAAACCCUUGGGCCAAGGAGAUGUAUGCUUCUCGCAGGAUGGAAGAUAUGUUGUUGGAGGAGGUGGUGACCAGUCCGACCUUAUCGUCUGGGACACUCAAGCUACUACUGCUGCUGCUGGCGGUCGACAAGAACCUACCGCUCGACUAACAAGUCGUGGAAUCAAGAGCGCGAUUGUUCAAUUCAAUCCUCGUUACAACAUGCUCGUGACCGCAGAUACGAGAGUCUGCAUGUGGCUCCCAGGCGACCAGAUCAAAAACCCCGAUCUUUGA